AUGAGCACUUCAACUCCCACGAUUCAGUCUUCAGUGACAAAUCCCACUUCGCCAAGAAACAUUCCUCCGAAUCCUUUUGAUGUACACGAAGGCAUUCCAGAGGAACAAGAAUUCGAACAUGUCGCCGAAUUAAAGCGUUUGGCCGCUGAAAAAGCUAGACUUCAAACCAUUGGUACAAAUACUGGAAUUGCACGCGGAACCACAGCUUCUUUAACUCAAAGUGCCUUGGGUAAAUACUCGACCGCAAUUGGGGAAGAAAUUCGUGCUCCAUCUCUCAUUGUUCAAGCGAGAGUUAAAGCCGCUGAACAUCCAGUUGAUGAGGCACAACUUGUUCGUGAAUUAAAGGAAGAAGCCGAACAACGUCGUCAAUUCGAACUUCAAACCCAAGGAUACGUUCCUCGUGCUGGACCAGCAGCUAAAGUUGAAGAAGCUGCUGAACAACUUGAAAAAGUAUUGAAAAUCGAAGGAGGUCAACUUGAGGCAACAUCUCCACCGACAUCCCCUCAACCGAUGCAAGAGAUUGCCGACACGGGGAUCGAAGUGAAAAGAGGAAGAGGUAAUAAAUUUAAAAAUCGGGGUGGUCGGGGUAUGCGAAACCGUCAACAAUAUAAAUAUCCUGGAACUCGAAUCCCAGCUAAUACAAAUUUUAUGCGUGUUCAAAAUGUGCAACGUGGUGGUUUUCAAGAUCAACAAAAUAUUCCUCAAGUGGAAAUUGGUAAUCCUCAUGUGGCACAUGAAGGCAUUCCUGAAACUCAAGAAUUUGAACAUCUCGCUCAAUUAAAAGAAGUUACAACUGAACACGCUCGUGGUCUCGGUCUAAUUCCACGUGGAAGUAAGGCUGCUGUGGCUCAAAGCGCAUUCGGCAAAUACGCGACUGCUAUCAGUGAAGAAACUCAUAUUCCAACUUUAAGCGUCCAAGGAUUGGAGGAAGCUCAACGUCGACGUGAAUUUGAAAUUCAAACAUUGGGUAGAAUACUUCCCAAUGGUCCAGCUGUAAAAGUUGACGAAUCGGCUGAUCGAUUGGAACAAGUAUUAAAGAUGGAUCGAGUUGAACCUGACGUUGCUGCUGAACAACAACCAGAAGAGCCACACGUGUCUCAAUCAGAACAGUCUCAACGAUUACCAGGUGAUUUUGUAGCGCCCGGUUCUCAAUUGGUGGAAGCUGGCGUUCCCGGUCUCUCAAAGGAGGCUCGUCAAGUGCUUGUUGAACAGCAACAAGUAACACCACCUGCUUCACCAGCGCAGCAGCAAAAUGUUGGUGUUAGUGUCGGUCAAGAAACUUCACAAGGUCGAACUAAACAAAGUGAAUUAAAGGAUGAAACCCAAAGUCGAGCCGAACAAUUUAAUCCACCAAGUCCCAAAACUGCUGAAGCCGUUCAAAGUGUACAACAGCAACCACAAUGA
Molecule: messenger RNA, 1404 nt
Organism: Ambispora leptoticha
Lineage: Eukaryota; Fungi; Glomeromycota; Glomeromycetes; Archaeosporales; Ambisporaceae
Source: the annotation of a GenBank genome assembly